This is a messenger RNA of Trichophyton benhamiae CBS 112371, 1836 nucleotides long. RefSeq lists its product as uncharacterized. Gene Ontology annotation, biological process: tRNA export from nucleus. The coding region runs from base 1 to 1836 and encodes 611 amino acids. The record is from RefSeq and is a predicted model, not a curated record. Gene Ontology annotation, cellular component: cytoplasm. Lineage: Eukaryota; Fungi; Ascomycota; Eurotiomycetes; Onygenales; Arthrodermataceae. The transcript is spliced from 4 exons.
AUGCAGACGUAUGGCAGUAUUCUGCCAGAAUCACGGCGAUACAACCCUCCAGAAAUACUAAAAGGUGGAUGGGAUGUUAUAAAAAGUAACCCACUCUUCGCUGUGGACGCAUAUAACUUCGGAGUUCUCAUAUACGAGGCUUUUAACGGAUCCUUUCACGGCCCUGAACAAGCUGGUCAGACUUCAAACAUACCUCCCAGCAUGCGGCCGAGCUAUAAGAAACUUUUGAAUUCUAACCCAAAACUACGACUAAGCGUAGCGCAUUUCCUUGAGCAGGGGAAACGCUCAGGAGGGUUCUUCCAGACUCCCUUAAUCCGCUUAUCCCAGGACAUAGAGAGUCUAGGACUUAAGAGUGAAGAGGAAAGAGAACAAUUUAUUAAUACUAAUCUGAAAAACAGUGAACUUGACGAAUUAUCCGAUGACUAUCCUGAGGAAUUCUUUAAGAUGAAAGUCUUGCCUGAGCUCCUUAAAUCAGUUGAAUUUGGUGGAGGAGGUCCAAAAGUGCUUUCAACUAUUUUGAAAGUCGGCACAAAACUUAGUGACGAUGAAUACUCCCAGAAGCUUACACCCGUCAUUGUUCGGUUAUUUGCGAACCCGGACCGAGCUAUACGCGUAUGCUUACUGGAUAAUCUCCCUCUCAUGAUCGACCGGCUUCCCCAGAGAACUGUGAAUGACAAGAUAUUCCCUCAAAUGGUCACUGGAUUUACGGAUCUUGCGCCGGUUGUACGGGAACAGACUGUCAAAGCUGUCUUAGCAAUCAUAGGCAAAUUAUCUGACCGCACGAUCAACGGCGAACUGGUUCGAUAUCUUGCAAAAACUGCCAAUGACGAGCAGCCUGGAAUCCGUACAAAUACCACCAUAUGUCUGGGUAAAAUUGCUAAAAACUUGUCUGCAAGCUCUCGACCAAAGAUUCUUGUUGCGGCUUUUUCUCGAUCAUUAAGAGACCCCUUUGUCCAUGCACGGAAUGCCGGACUUCUUGCUCUGGCGGCUACUUUUGACCUCUUUUCCGAAGAAGAUUGUGCCGUCAAAGUCCUUCCCGUAAUAUCGCCUGCGCUCAUAGACAAAGAGAAGCUUGUUCGCGACCAGGCAAACAAAUGUUUAGACAUAUACUUGCAACGAAUCCGCAAAUUUACUUCAACCAUGGCAGAUACAGCACUCCCACCUCAGGAACGGGCAGACUCAUCUGUUGCAGCAGCCAGACUACCUAGCCCGGCCAACACAGCAGCGUCGUGGGCUGGAUGGGCAAUCUCCUCAUUCGCGAGUAAAGCAGGAGAAACUAAGGGAGUUAUUGAACCAAUCCAGCCGGCACUACCGAAGCCCAAUGGAAAGGCCGUUGAUAACUCUCUGCCACCUUCUCGGGCCAGAUCCGCAACACCAACUCUCGCGCAAAACGUAGCACAAUUCUCACAACCAACAAUCGGUGGUAUUAGCCAAGCCACUCCUGAUUUACUGGAAGACGAGGAUAGCAAUGCAUUUGACGAUUGGGGCGCAAUGGACGAAGCCAUUGAUGAUGAGCCAGACAGGCAAGACCAAGAACCGAUUGUUUUUGAGAAGGCAGCAUCUCCUAACCCAGCCAUAUCACCACGCCCUCACAAUUUUGCCGACGAUGGAGAACCCGACUUUGCAGGAUGGCUAGCUAGUCAAUCAAAGUCAAAAUCAAAGAACCCAUUGCCAAAGGGACUAAAGAAGUCUUCCACGCCAGGAGGCUCCGGCACAGCACAAGCUAAACGAACAGAGGUUAAACCAAAGGCCCCUAUCAAACCAGCAAAGACAAUCGACACAAAACCUAAAGAUGAGCCGCUAGAUGAUGACGGAUGGGGAGAUGCUUGGGAUUAG